Rhizophagus irregularis DAOM 181602=DAOM 197198 is the source of this 1182-nucleotide messenger RNA. The record is from RefSeq and is a predicted model, not a curated record. NCBI's taxonomy places the organism in Eukaryota, Fungi, Glomeromycota, Glomeromycetes, Glomerales, Glomeraceae.
GAGUUCACACGCCAUUAAAACAUGAUUUACACAGUUGAUAAGAUUAAUUUUACCAAUCAAAACAAUAAAAAAUCGUUGUCAUUGGAACAAAUAACUUUAAAAAAUUCCCAAAUUCUCUUUUUUCCCCCUCAAAUUAUACCUUUUUUAUUCUACCUCUUUUAUUUUUUAUUUUUUUAGUUUAAAGAGAUUAGUGAAUAUUAUUUAGGUUAUAAAAAAGAAUAAAGAAUUACUUGUGUUUUUAUUAUUAAUACCAAAUUCACUUUCUAUGGACAAUUUUUUAAGAAUUACAAAUAACUAUAAGAAAGUUUUUUCAGGAAUUACAUAUUAUUGUGAGAAAGUUAUUCAAUAAUUAAAAAUAAUGUCUUCUUAUAGUUUUCAACCCACGACUACAAGACGUCUUCCAACAUAUCAUUCAACGCAUCCUGGAUUUCACACUCGAAAACAACAAAUUCUAUCCUCUUUAAAUUCUUCAGAUACUAAUUCUAGGAUAGAUAAAUCUCCAAAAGGAUCUGUUGAUGAAGCAAUUAUACCUUUAAUUGAAUUAUUAAAUAGGCAUGAUGAUUAUGUUACAACUAGUAGUUGUUCUGGAAGAGUUUCAAUUUAUUGUGCUGGUAAAGGAAUAAAGAGAUUCCUUAAUAGUUCUAAUAAGAAUAAAACUGAAAAUGCUAAUAAUUAUCAUAAUGACGUUAAUGAAGAAAUUGAUAAUGUUAAAGAUGAAGAUGAAUUAGAAGUAAAUGAGAAUGAUGUCAGACAUUCGAUGAAAGGUGGUGGAAGAUGGUUAUAUGUUACUCAUUCACACAUUGAUUUACCAAAAGAGAACAACAAGGAAAAAUUGAAUGAAUUCUUAUUGAAAAAUAUUUUUGGUGCCGAUUGUGAUAACGUAAUAUUGUUAACAGACCAAGAUAGUGACCCUUAUAACGCGUUACAAGAUGAUAAUAGAAUCGUUUAUUUCAAAUUUGAACCUAUGGUUAGUAAAUUAAUUUUCUAUCAGUUUAUUGUUUAACUUGUUAUAUUUUUUUUUAUUUAACUUGUAAAUUGUUAUUUAUUCAGAUCCUACAUGUAGAAGCAAGAACAUUGGAUGCUGCCAAGAAUUUGCUCACUUCGGCCAUUGAUACUGGUUAUCGUGAAUCUGGUCUUUUGACAACUGCAAAAAGACACAUGGUUGUAAUUCGAAGCUCUCUU